Messenger RNA from Carya illinoinensis, 834 nucleotides. RefSeq lists its product as uncharacterized. Gene Ontology annotation, molecular function: catalytic activity. The coding region runs from base 1 to 834 and encodes 277 amino acids. NCBI's taxonomy places the organism in Eukaryota, Viridiplantae, Streptophyta, Magnoliopsida, Fagales, Juglandaceae. The transcript has a single exon. The record is from RefSeq and is a predicted model, not a curated record.
AUGAAAACUCUAAGCUGGAACUGUCGAGAGCUUGGGAACCCUCGAACAGUUCAAGACCUUUGUCAUAUGGCGAAGGAGAAGAGACCCAACAUAGUCUUCUUGAUGGAGACUAAGAUAAAUUCAGAUAGAUGUGGUAGAGUGAAGAGAAGACUUAAGUUUGAUGGCUGCUUUACAGUUGAACCAGUUGGAAGAAAGGGGGGUUUAGCAUUAAUGUGGGACUGUGAUACUUAUGUAGAAGUUCUGAAUUACUCAUUAAGACAUAUCAGUGCAUGGAUUACAGUAGAGGAGGGGAGAAGGAAAUGGUUACUUACUGGAUUUUAUGGUGAACCUGAGGUAAACAAAAGGGAAGAGGCAUGGAGGUUGCUUACAAGUCUGAAACCAGAAGAAAAUCUAGGAUGGUGUGUAAUAGGGGAUUUCAAUGAGAUCCUAUCCCAAAGUGAAAAAAUAGGAGGUUGUUUAAGACAAGAAAGGUUGAUGGACAGCUUUAGGGGGGCCUUGGAAAGUGGAGGUCUAUUUGAUUUGGGUUGGAAGGGGGAUAAGUAUACGUGGAGCAACAAACAUGAAGAUAAUACUUUCAUUAAAGAAAGGUUGGAUAGGGUUGUAGCUAAUAUUAAAUGGUCAGAAAUGUUCCAAGGUAAUGAAGUGGAAGUUUUAGCUGCAAGGAGUUCUGACCACAAACCCAUUAUGCUGAGUACAAAACAGGUUGAUAAAAGGGGGUGGAAAGGGAGUAGACAAUUUAGAUAUGAAGCUAGUUGGGCACUUGAAGAAGAGUGCAAAGUUGUCUUAAAGAGAGCAUGGCAAAACUUAAGCCAAAACAAAAUGAGUAUGGAAUGA